Spirometra erinaceieuropaei is the source of this 1005-nucleotide messenger RNA. NCBI's taxonomy places the organism in Eukaryota, Metazoa, Platyhelminthes, Cestoda, Diphyllobothriidea, Diphyllobothriidae. The record is from the annotation of a GenBank genome assembly.
AUGUGCACACCGCUUAUCAUUCCCAAGCCUCCACCACCGACAAAACUCAAUUCUCAGCCACCCGAGGUUGAAUCACAACAACCGCCACUUUCAACCGAGUUUCCAGCCUUCUCGGCCCUCAACAAACGUAGAAGAGUGACCUGCCGUCAAUGCAACACCCCGAUUGGCUACCUCAAGCUGGAUCUCUGUCACAUUGACACCUACAGAUCUGAGGCAGGUCGGGCAGCGCGUAAAACCAUGGAUGAUCGCCUGUUCGGUGCGAUUUACAUAACCGACCCAGUGAAUGUCCACGUGAGACGCAUCAAGGCCGCUGGCAAGAAAUUGAGCGGCCAACAGCUUCCCUUUGGCGCUGACGUACUGGAAAAUCUCCAGGGUCAGAACAGGGAGGCUGAACAGGCUGUCUGCGAUGAAUGCGACACCUGCAUCGGCGUACGAAUCACAGAGUUUGAGGCGGUCCCAUCGGCGCCCUCAGUCCUCACACCGGUUACCUGGGAGGGUGGUGAGGAGAUGGAGAGUGUCGCCGCCUGCAAGCCACCGGGACCGCGGCAGGAGUGUGAUCGCUACUUCGCCUUCUCCUACGACGCGGUGGAGGUGGAGCCCAUCUUCGGGCUGAUGGGAAUGCGUGAGCUCUCGGUACGGUAUCAUGGAGGAGAGAAGUACUGGACAGAGGUGCGCAGUAUUGAGGAGAGGGCGGAGACUUGCAAUGACUCCAGCACCUGGAAUCUGCCCAUGACGCGCAGACCGCAUCAGGUGGAGGUUACCAAGAAGACGGCGCAUAACACCUGGCCCUUUGUUCACAUGGACCUGGUGCGUGCAACUGAUCUGCCCGAGGGAAUUAUCGGUCAUCGGCCACUUUUGGACAUUGUGAAAGACACUACGGAGGCCUGUUACGCGAAGCAGAGACUACAGACCCAUCUGACCGAUGAGAUGUCUGAAGAGGAGCAGAAACAGGACCCAGACUGCAAGUGUCCAGAGAAGCCGAAAAAGUUGAUGAAUUGUUGCUGA